CCCGCUUCCCUCAACCCUCGGGGUGUGCAUCGAGCUAGGCUUGCAAUCCUGAAUCUGAAACAGUUUGCAGGAAGCAUUCAUCAAUUAAACUCGUUCGUAAAACUUGCAUUUAGCUCCCUGCAUAAAUCAUAACAAUUGCAUCUGUGUCCUAAGUUGUGACUAGAUACCGGGUACCUAGGUACAUUGUUAGUGAAUCAUGGAGGAGCCACAACAGUAUGACGAUGAUCCUAUGCUGUCUAUGGUAGAAGAAGAGCCCUCUGAUUUUGGGUCCCCACCAUGGGAGGAAGAAAAGAAAACCUUUUUCUGGAUGGGUGGCGUAUUUCAGUGUUUUUCGAAUGUCGCGGCUAUGUUUCGAGGCGAUGAAUAUAAAGGAUCCCAAGAAAACUUGGAAGUCCCCAUCGAGAAGAUCACGGACCUCUUUUACUUGGGCUCUGGGGCUCAAGGAGUAGUAUUUGGGGCUCAUCUGGACGGGGAGAAAGUGGCUGUCAAACAGUUGCGCACUAAACAUGAGACUAACAUCCGGCAUUUGCUUAAGCUCAACCAUGAGAAUAUCGUGCGUUUUCGCGGCGUCUGCACGAAUCCGCCGCAUUACUGCAUCAUCAUGGAGUAUUGCCAAUACGGGCCGCUGUUCGAUUUCCUGCAUAGCAACACGUUGUUCAUGCCGAAGCAAUUGCUUAAAUGGGCUAAAGAGAUCGCCCGCGGCAUGGGCUACUUGCAUGCUCAUAAGAUUAUACAUCGGGAUCUGAAGAGCCCCAACAUACUCAUCUCCGAUAAUCUGGUGGUGAAAGUUAGCGACUUUGGCACGAGUCGCGAAUGGAAUGACGUCAGCGCUGUAAUGAGCUUCACUGGCACCGUUGCCUGGAUGGCUCCGGAAGUUAUACGCCACGAGCCAUGCUCAGAGAGGGUAGAUGUCUGGUCGUUUGGCGUCGUUAUGUGGGAGUUGCUUACUGCCGAGGUGCCAUACAAGAACUUGGAGACGCAUGCUAUAAUGUGGGGGGUGGGGACUAAUUCUAUUUCGCUGCCGAUCCCAUCUAACUGCCCGGCGAGCCUGCAACAGCUGCUGAAGCAAUGCUGGAAUCGUGUGCCACGCAAUCGGCCACCAUUCAAGAUCAUCGCCGCUCACCUAGAGAUGGCUGGAGGUGAACUCCGGUCAAUGGACACGGAGACGUUCAAGAACAUCCAAAAUGGAUGGCGCUCGGAGGUGCAUGAAUGCAUGGAGCAUCUCUAUGCUAGGAGCGCCAAGUCCUUCAGCCAAGAGAGCACGGACGUGGUGGCGCAGCGCCGCGAGGACCUCAAACAGGCUCGCGACCUCCGCUACGUGUACGAGCAGCAGGUGACCCGCGCUAACGAGCUGUUCCUCGAGGUCUGCGCUGUGCGCCUGCAGCUCGAACAGCGGGAGAAGACCAUUGCUGAGAAAGAGAACGCGCUGAACGACUGCCGCUGUGGCCACCGCGGCAUCAAGCUGUUCCAGCGGCAGACUUCCUCGUCCUCGGACACCAUGAAGGUACCAGUAGUUGACCAGCGCCGCCGCAAGAAGAAGCCCGAGGCCAUCCUGCCCGCGCAACUGGUCGUCCAAUACGACGAGAAGCGCGCCGACACCGUGACCAUGACCAUGGAUGACCACGCCAACUGCCCCUGCAACGAGCAGAGCCGCCACUUCGAGAACAACAACGCUAAAGACACGAUCAUUGAGAUGGAGGACAACGGUAACAUCGUGGUCAGGGACACCUCGACCUCCAACGAUUUCCUGAAUGACAACUACAUCCCGGAUGUGGCGCAGGUGUAAAGUGGACUGGUCGUAUUUCUUCUGUUUUUCGGUUGCGUUCUUAGUUUUAUAUUUUAUUUGCUUUUCGUUUAUGACCAGAAGAUUUACGCAUCGACGACGACGAGACAUAUGCAUUGAUUAUUUCUGUUUUGCGGAUUUUCGCAAAUUUGUUUAUGGUUUUUUUUUUGUGGGGCGAGAUUGAAAGGAAGGAUCUAUGGCGCGAAAGACUUAAACUGGGAUGAGAUAUAAAAUUGAAUUGGUUUUAAGUUUUAAACAAUCGUUAAACGUUUUUGUUUCAUGGACUAUAUUAUACAGCUAUUAAAAAUGUUAUAGCAAGCAUCAUCUCGACUCAUGCGCAGUCGGCUGCAUUUAUGUGAAAUUUACUAGAUGCGUUAUUUAGCCCAAAUGAUUGCAGGUUUAAAUAAUUUUGUCUUUAUUACACCAGAUGAAUAUGUAAUGUGAUGUUCACUUACACUGAGCAAUGAAUUACUAUAUAACUCACACAUACACCUACACAUUUUAGUGGUGAUGUACACUGAAAAGGGAAAGCAUGACCACAACUCAGGCACCACACCACUGGUAGUGACGGCCGGAUAAGUUGGCAUCAACAUAAAUAUUAUAUUAAUUAUUGCAGUUAUUCAGUGUUUUUAAAAAAUAUUAUUGAUGUUGUGUCAAAAUAAUAUUGUAGUAGUGCGUAGAGGCUAUUUAAAUAUUAUUCACUAGUCUAUUUAGUUGUAAGGUUUCAUGUAUUUGUAUUACAUUUUUCGUUUUCGAAUAUUGCAUACGAAAGUUUCGAUUUCCCAAAGGCGAUGUUUCAAAUAGGAUGUGCACGUUGCUCACUUAUAAUAAAAUGAUAGUUAUAAAUAAAGUAUACAUAUUAUUAAGAUACUCUGUUAUAAAUCCUUGCAGUUUCACUAUUUAUUAUGUACUAUAUUCCUCUGGUAUACAAAUUUAUUUCUGAAGGCAAUAUUUUUGCCGUAAGAAGAACUUACGUAUGCCGCCCGCAGGGCACCUUGUGGCGAGGUGUCGGGGAGUGGCGACCCCGCGGACCCGACCGCUCCAGGGGGAAGUGCCCUUUCCUCAUCUCCGGCGCUCGGAGUGAACACUGACGAGGAGAGGUCCCCCGCCUCUGGCUUGCCGCUUGGCCGGCCAGAGGGGAGUCGCAAGAGCUACCAUCAAGCUCGGGGGUGGCAGUGUUGGCGCAAUACGCGGGGAAACCCGAGCCACACUGCACCACCCUUAGCCAUUCAGCCCCCGCCCACCUCUAAGGGGCUAUCCACCGCCUUGGCGAGUCACCGUCUGCCAUUUUAUUUUGGACUUCGUUAUAUUUCCCAAAGUUUUUUUGUAAAAAAGCUUAUUUAGAUUCGAAAGGUAGACGCCAUAGCUUCUCGGAGAUUCUUUUACAUCCCCCUCCAUAGCCUUCAUAAUUUGACCAUGUUUACUGUUUCGUAUCGCUCAGUCUCUGCGUGGAGCCCGUUUCGCCGCCUAAGCCUUCCAAAAUACCGGGCAACUCUCUUUCGACAGUUACCCGAGUAAUUUGACAAAUAGAUGUAGCGUUAGGGUUAAGUCACAUGUGGUUUACAGAUUUGUAUGUUAUUCUUAGUGCUCAGGUAAUUAGGUAGUUGGUAUGUAUAUUAUGUAUAAUGUUAUUUCAGCUUCGACUUUGACUUCUAUGUCUGAUGUUACAUGGAAAUCAAAGUUUGACGUUUCUUAGGAUAGGCAUAGGGUAAGGUAAGGCAUAGUGCAUAGGUUGGUCUAGUAUUUUAUAAAUAGAUUUAGGUUAAAUAGCGUAUACGCCCUAUGGCGAUACUCCUAUGUGCCUUGUUAAUCGGCCGUUGCGUAUCGACGCGCCGAUCCAACAGCCGGCACUAGAGCAACAGUCAUGUCGACUAGUUGUGAUCUUUCAAUGUGGUCAAGUGAAUUCAUCAUUGAUCAGUUGUAUGAGAUCACCGUACAUUUCUAUAAAGUUCCAUACUCAGAACUUUGCUUUAUGUUUCUACGAAGUGUUACAGCUUUGUUUUAACGAGAUGUGAAAAGCGAUAUCACUUGAAAAAUCGCAAAAAGUUAGCUGCUGUCUAUCAGUUUCGUCAAUUGUUCUGUACAUUUCCUUGUGCGCGUACGCAUAUAUACCUAACUUGAUCUUACCUCGCGCGGUUGUAUGCAGCUCCGUCUUAUUUCUUUACUGGGUUCAGUAUUUUCAACAUUACGAUUGUAAUAGGCAAAUAAUAAAAAAAUAGAUAUAUGUAUUUUUAAUGACAAGUUCCUUUAUUUUAUAUGUAUAAUUAAACGGAAAGUACUGUUUUCUCAGUUGUCCAUAAUUUAUAAUUUCUUUUGUUAACUUUCAAUCAAUGUUUGAUCUUGCACAUGUAAGCCGUUGUAGAAAUCAAGUUAAGACCCGAACAUUUAAUUGUCCGGAAGCAGCACCUAACAUCUGUUUAUAUUAAAAUGGAAUGUGAAAGAAACUGGUGAAAGGGCAACCAUAUGUCCACGCAAAUGGAAGUUCUUUUCUGAACAGCUAUCGGACUGCCCGCAGGGCACCUUGUGGCCAGGUGUCGGGGAGUGGCGACCCCGCGGACCCGACCGCUCCAGGGGGAAGUGCCCUUUCCUCAUCUCCGGCGCUCGGAGUGAUCACUGACGAGGAGAGGUCCCCCGCCUCUGGCUUGCCGCUUGGCCGGCCAGAGGGGAGUCGCAAGAGCUACCAUCAAGCUCGGGGGUGGCAGUGUUGGCGCAAUACGCGGGGAAACCCGGGCCACACUGCACCACCCUUAGCCAUUCAGCCCCCGCCCACCUCUAAGGGGCUAUCCACCACCUUGGCGAGUCACCGUCUGCCAUUUUAUUUUGGACUUCGUUAUAUUUCCCAAAGUUUUUUUGUAAAAAAGCUUAUUUAGAUUCGAAAGGCAGACGCUAUAGCUUCUCGGAGAUUAUUUUACAUCCCCCUCCAAAGCCUUCAUAAUUUGACCAUGUUUACUGUUUCGUAUCGCUCAGUCUCUGCGUGGAGCCCGUUUCGCCGCCUAAGCCUUCCAAAAUACUGGGCAACUCUCUUUCGACAGUUACUCGAGUAUUUUGACAAAUAGAUGUAGCGUUAGGGUUAAGUCACAUGUGGUUUACAGAUUUGUAUGUUAUUCUUAGUGCUCAGGUAAUUAGGUAGUUGGUAUGUAUAUUUGUGUAAUGUUAUUUCAGCUUCAACUUUGACUUCUAUGUCUGAUGUUACAUGGAAAUCAUAGUUUGACGUUUCUUAGGAUAGGCAUAGGGUUGUGUAAGGCAUAGUGCAUAGGUUGGUCUAGUAUUUUAUAAAUAGAUUUAGGUUAAAUAGCGUAUACGCCCUAUGGCGAUACUCCUAUGUGCCUUGUUAAUCGGCCGUUGCGUAUCGACGCGCCGAUCCAACAGCCGGCACUAGAGCAACAGUCAUGUCGACUAGCUGUGAUCUUUCAAUGUGGUCAAGUGAAUUCAUUAUUUGAUCAGUUGUAUGAGAUCACCGUACAUUUCCAUAAAGUUCCAUACUCAGAACUUUGCUUUAUGUUACUAGGAAGAGUGUAGAGUUGCUACCGAUUUUGGUAAGUUUCCGGUGGGCACAGAAGAAUGAAAUCUGAUUAUGGGUGUGUGUUACAGCUUUGUUUUAACGAGACGUGAAAAAGAGUUGAAAAAAUCGCAAGAAGUGAGUUUCUGUCUACUAGUUUCGUUAAUUAUUCUGUACAUAUAUACGUACGCACACAUUUUUUCAAAUUGUCUCGGUUCAUGAUUUUCCUUACGAAUUUUGAAUUAAUUUUCCCUGUCUACCUAGGCCGUUCCAGUGUGCACUGAUUACUUCUAUGUCAGAUGUUACAUGGAAAUCAAAGUUAGAUCAAAACAUUUAAAAGUCCAGCAUUAGUACCCGGAGGUGAUACCCAACACCUGCUAAUAUGGUAAACAAGUAGGUAUUAAGUGGGAAAUUGAGAGAAACUACGGAGCAGCCAUAUAUAUCUACGUAAAUGGAAGUUCUUUUCUGAACAGCUAUCUGACUGCCCGCAGGGCACCUUGUGGCGAGGUGUCGGGGAGUGGCGACCCCGCGGACCCGACCGCUCCAGGGGGAAGUGCCCUUUCCUCAUCUCCGGCGCUCGGAGUGAACACUGACGAGGAGAGGUCCCCCGCCUCUGGCUUGCCGCUUGGCCGGCCAGAGGGGAGUCGCAAGAGCUACCAUCAAGCUCGGGGGUGGCAGUGUUGGCGCAAUACGCGGGGAAACCCGGGCCACACUGCACCACCCUUAGCCAUUCAGCCCCCGCCCACCUCUAAGGGGCUAUCCACCACCUUGGCGAGUCACCGUCUGCCAUUUUAUUUUUAAUUAAAUUUUGUUAUAUUUCAUUUUCAUUUUAGUUAUAAUAUCGCUUAUUUCAUUUCGAAAGGCAGACGCCAUAGCUUUCUGGAUAUUGAUUUAGCAACCUUUCCUCAUAGCCCUCAUAAUUUGAUUACAAUUAGGUUAAUUUUUGGCAUCACGUUAACGUCCGCCGCUGGCUGCUGGAGGCGUGCAGUGCAGCUUGCGGCUGAUGUUGCAGACAUCUCUCACGGCCUCUGCGUGCUGAGCCCGCUUCGCCACGCAAGGCUACCAAGAUACCGGGUACCUCUCUUAUGACAGUUACCCGAGUAUUUUGACGAAUAGAUGUAGCCUUAGUAUUAAGUUAUGUGUGUAAGUGUUUUAUAGAUUUUUAUGUCGUAUCGUAUAGGUAGGAUAUGUUUUAAAUAUUUAGGCAUAGACAAUGUAGUUAUUGCUAAGGAAGAGUAGGUAUGUAGUUAAUUGCAAGUAAACGUAAGUAAACAUAUGUCAUAGCGACUAUGUUUCUGUUCCCAUGAAGCAUCAUGGAACAAACUAAAUGAUAAUUAAACAAUUAUCAUCACCUAAGGUAAAGUGUUAAGUAAUAUUUACUUAUAUAGUGGGCAAUGUGCUAAGGUACGUCGAGUUUUUGAAAUAUCUCCUUUGGGCUGGUAGAGCUAAUAUCACAUUUUGGAACAUACACAAACAAGGUAGAGUUGCGGGUUGAUUUUUAAUGUAAAUAAUAUGUUUUCACAAUAUUAUAUUCAAAUGAUAUCUUUGUAUCGUACUCAAUAUGUGUUAUUCGUGUUAAUACAAAUAUAAUAUGGAUAAAUUGUAAUUUAAUAAUAAAACGUGUUUGGGUGUAUACGUCUUCAUGUAUUCCGUCUAAGUUUUGCAUUUAAAUUUCUAGUCAAAUGAUGUGUAUUAAUGUUUAAGUUUAGUUUUAUUUUAUAUUUUUACAUUUUCAGUUUCUUUUGAAACGGAUUUAUCUUCGUUAUUUUUGUAACGAAAAUAUUUCGGGCCUAAACUUAAAAAAAAUCUAAUUACAACUAUUGAUCGUUUUUUUUUUUAACGAAAUUAAAUUGACAUAACGGUUUUUACAUUACAUUUACAGUGCUUUAAAAAUUCUGAUCAAAUGUAAAUGGAUGUAAUGUAUACAGGAUCUUUAAACGAAAUGUAUAAUCCGAAUUUCUCAUACUUUAAAGUGAUAGUCUACGCACAUGGACUUACCUCGAUAUAACUUAUUUUGUUUUGUGUACGCGUGACCACUGCGCGUACGCAUUUAUAUAAGGGGGUUCUAUUGAUAUAUAUAUCCACUAUUAGACUUGCAUAUAUCUUGAAAUUCCAAAUUAUUUUUUUAUAUUCGCCUAAUUAUUACACUGGAGGGAUAUUUUUGUAUUAUGAUGAUGAGAUGUGCUUACAUAUUAUGGCGUGCGCGAUUUGGUAAACUGUGAAUCGUUAUUGAUGGCUAUGGUGGGAUAAUAGUAGUCGCUAGUCUAGAAUUUUCUAAUAAUUUUUGGUUUCGCAUGCCAGCUGCUAUGCUGUUGAUAACGAUUUUAAAGCCUCGUUCCUUAUUAGUCCACGAACAUGUUACAUUUUAAAGGGUUUAGCGUGCGUUUGUCGGAGGACGCGCUUUUGUUUGAUGGAUUUGUAGAGGUGGGAGGAGGGAGGUUAGUAGUAAUAUAUUUGUAUUAAAGUGGCAGCUGCGGAAGAAAAGUGGCAACCCGACAAAAUUGAAUAUAAGCUUCUGAUAAUCUCACCUAAGCUUCCAUUAAAUAAAAUUGAAUCCUCUGAUAAACGCAACCUACAAUUUAACUUUUCAAUCUACUAUAUUGAUAGGAUUAUUCAUAAAGUUGGAAUAAUCCUAUCAAUAUAGUCGAUUGAAAAAUUAAAUUGUAUCACAGAUAUUUAAAAAUACAAAAUUUUGUUUUAUUUCAUCUUUUUUUAAUAAAUAUUUCACUAUAUUAUGACACUUUUAAAUUACUAUAUGGGACGAGGCUGCAUGUUUACUCGCGUGGUGUUGUGAUAUUGUCGCCUUUGCGAAACAAGUGAUAUGAGGUGGUAAUUAAAGUCGAUUAGCGUAAUCACUAUAUUUUUUUAGCGUUUGGAAUAUAUAUGUCUGCAGUUAUUAAGGACGUGGCUACACGAGCGAAAUUUCCAAAUUAAUCCGAACAUAACGUUCGAAACGUUGAUGGUAUCCUCGCGUGUAUACAUGUCCUAAUAUAAUUUAUAAUUUGUCCUAUAUCGUAAUACUUUUCAGAUGCAUAUAUUUAUUUUAUAUUUUUAUUAAGCGUUUUCGGUUCAAGGGUUGUUUUUUUUUAUUUAUUAUUCUGUAAAGAUAAGUCAGUUGAAAGUUAUAGACUGCUAGUCUAAAGUUUUUGGAGAGUUUUACUAUUUCUAUGGAUGUACUCUAUUCUCUUAAGCGAUAUGUGUAAGUAAUGUAGGUAUUCUUUCUACGAUAAGCUCAAACACGCCACUUUGAUGUCUUUAGUUUGCUAAAUGCGGUAAAUACCGAUAGUCUUGAUACGUCCUAAUUUAGUUUUUCGAACCCGAAUUCUGUGAAAAAUAGGACAACCCGACGAAAUAUAUGAAACAUCGGGCAACUGACGUGCAUCCAUCAGUUAUUGAAUAGACCUAAUGAAUUGUUUUGCAUAACUAGCUUAUAUAUAGUAAUUUGGAAGCUGGUGAAUUUUGUUUGGCAAUAAUUAAUAUCAAAAUGAAAUAAGAAAUAGUGGCCGCAUCGAUUUCGCAAUUACCGUUUUGACGAUUACUGUACGCUUUGAUAACAGCGAAUGAAAUAUAUGAGACUAUUGGUAUGUACCGAUUUAUUCUACGUUGUACGUAAUCUUAAAUUUAAUUAAUAUAAUACUGUAAAUUUGCUUUAAGAGUUUACACGUUAACAUUGAUGUUAAGAAGGUUGUAAUUGGCAACAAAUAUGGAAGGAUACCGAUUAUAAUCUGAAAUGAAUAUUAUAAAAAUACUCGACCGAACGCAGAAAUAAACUAAAAACUAAUUUUGUUGUAUUGACUUUCAACACUAGGUACAGGAAUCGGUCUCCUUUCAUAACAAUUUAGUAUUUACCUAAAUGUAUUUUUGAGCUAAUAUAUAUGUACUACACAUUUCGUUUGCCGUUUAACCAUCUGUCUAUCGAAAUUUACUGGUCCUUAACUGAGUUAAUGAGAUAUUUUUGUUAUACUCAGCUUUUUUCAAUGAUUAGAAAGGCGCUUAAUGGACAGCCGGACAUGCUAUACCUACUUUUCUACACAAGGGCACGUAUAAUGCGGGGAUCAGAGAGGGAACAGUCCUGUGUAAUUGGAUCCAAACAGGCAGAUAAUGUAUUGUAAUUCGUAUGGCUUGCCUUACGCUCGGUGUUAAUAAUAAAUCUUUUAAUCUAAAAUCAUAAAUUACUCUAACCAUUCAUUUUCUAACCAAAGCUUGUCAAUAAUCGAAGCAUUGUUGAAGAGAUUGAUCCAAAAGUGUUAAAUCGAAGAUUGACGCUUCUUCUUGAUAAAAGAUGCGUUAUUAAUGUCGGGCGUUAGUCUAUCCUAUACUCUAUCUCAUUAUACCAGAAAUAUCUAUAAAAUAGAAACUAUAUUUUUAGACUAUCUAAGCAUUGAAAAAGGCAAUUUACCUUUAGAUCUAGUAAAUACGUAGUUAUAUAAGAAGAUUUAGACAAAAUUGAUCAUCUUAAUGUUUUUUGUCGGUUACCACUGUAGUUUGAUGAAAUAAAUAAAUA
This is a messenger RNA of Zerene cesonia (dogface butterfly), 9786 nucleotides long. It is a transcript of the gene wnd, whose product is annotated as mitogen-activated protein kinase kinase kinase 12. Gene Ontology annotation, biological process: protein phosphorylation. The coding region runs from base 197 to 1786 and encodes 529 amino acids. Lineage: Eukaryota; Metazoa; Arthropoda; Insecta; Lepidoptera; Pieridae. The transcript is spliced from 7 exons. The record is from RefSeq and is a predicted model, not a curated record. Gene Ontology annotation, molecular function: ATP binding; JUN kinase kinase kinase activity.